ACUGCACGGUGUCAGGUGCAUUCUGGGAUUUCAUAAGCCAAAACAUGGCUGCGUCCUAUAGAAUACGAGUGAUGGGGUCAACUGUUGCAAAAGGAAUACUGAAUUCAGUCUCCAAAUGCUUUACUUGGAGGGUUCAGCCUUCUACUGAUGUUUUUGCCCAAAGUUCAGUCUUGCAGCACUGCAGAUCAUUCCACUGUAACCUCGGCGGCGCACUGAUGUGUUCCAAAGCAGAGUCAGGGAAACCCAGUACAGAGGGACCCGAGUACAUCCCAAAAAAGAAAGCCAAGAACCCCAUGAUGAAAGUUGGACUUGCCUGGAUUAUAGGACUCCCAUCAGGAAUUAUUGGUUUUCUUCUUGUCAAGCGAGAGGUAGAUAAGAAUCGCUUAAAACAAUUAAAAAUACGACAGAGGAUGAAGAAAUCCAAUGAAGGAGUGUAUGAGAGUGACAGACGCAGAACACAGAACACAGAGUACCCAAGGCCCUGACUAGAUUUCCCCUAAAAAGAUUGAUAUACUAAAGUUAAAAUGUGGACAUAUCUUGUAAAUAUUGUGUGCCUAUAAGGAUGACUAGAAAAAACUGCCAUCUCCUGACAUGACAAACGCAUUACUCAAAAUGACAGUACUUUACCUGAAAUGUUAAUACAUUUUGAUUUUUUUGGAUUGUGUUAAAAUGUAUUCAUAAUUAAAUGUAAAAUUGAUGGCACUAAAAUAACACAUUUGUUUUAAAUUA
Messenger RNA from Acipenser ruthenus (sterlet), 729 nucleotides. Its product is annotated as DUF4748 domain-containing protein. The record is from RefSeq and is a predicted model, not a curated record. Bases 45 to 485 code for a protein of 146 amino acids. Lineage: Eukaryota; Metazoa; Chordata; Actinopteri; Acipenseriformes; Acipenseridae. The transcript has 3 exons.